This is a messenger RNA of Suricata suricatta (meerkat), 1815 nucleotides long. RefSeq names its product phospholipase A2 group III (gene PLA2G3). NCBI's taxonomy places the organism in Eukaryota, Metazoa, Chordata, Mammalia, Carnivora, Herpestidae. Gene Ontology annotation, biological process: phospholipid metabolic process; arachidonate secretion. The transcript is spliced from 7 exons. Bases 86 to 1648 code for a protein of 520 amino acids. Gene Ontology annotation, molecular function: A2-type glycerophospholipase activity. The record is from RefSeq and is a predicted model, not a curated record.
CGCUCAGCUGCUAAAGCUGCUGCCUCGUGGGCUGCCAGGGGUAGGUUUCUGGGGGCUUUGUCUGACUGGGCUGGGCCAGGACAGAAUGGGGAUUCUGAUAGUGCUGUUAGGGAUGCUGAGCUUCCUAGGAGUGGCUGAGGGGGGCUCCUCUGCCCUCCUCUGGGACAGCACCUCCUGUCACUUGGCCAGGCCCAUCCCCGGCAGCCCCUUGGGGACCCUGAGCUUUUUGGGCAAGAAUGCCCAGAGGCUGGCCCUGUUCCACACCCAGUGGGAUGGGCACGGGAGGCUGCAAGCCUGUAGCCGGCAAGAUGAGCCAGAGCUCACUGCAGCCUUCAGUGCCCUCUGUGCUGGUGAGAUUACCCGGGGCUCCUUUAUCCACACCCCUGGACCUGAGCUGCAGAGAGCCCUGGCCACACUUCAGAGUCAGUGGGGAGCCUGCCGAGGGACUGAAGAGGGUCCAGCAGGGGCUAGGGAGAAGCGAGCAGCAGGGGCCGGGGAGAAGCAAGCAGAAGGAUACAGAGGAGCACCCAGCAGCAUAGGACACCAGCGGCUGAAGAGAGGCUGGACCAUGCCUGGAACGCUGUGGUGUGGAGUCGGGGAUUCUGCCGGGAACUCCACAGAGCUGGGAAUCUUCCAAGGCCCUGAUCUCUGCUGCCAGGAACAUGACCGAUGCCCACAGACCAUCUCACCCUUCCAGUACAACUACGGUAUCAGAAACUACCGAUUUCACACCAUCUCCCACUGUGACUGUGAUGCCAGGUUCCGGCAAUGCCUGAAGAACCAGCAGGACUCAAUCUCGGACAUCGUGGGCGUGGCCUUCUUCAAUGUGCUGGAAGUCCCCUGCUUCGUGCUGGAGGAGCAGGAGGCGUGUGUGGCGUGGUACUGGUGGGGAGGGUGCAGAACAUAUGGCUCCAUACCUCUUGCCCGCCUCCAGCCCAGGACCCUCUAUAAUGCCUCCUGGAGCUCUCCAGCCACCCCCCAGCCUCCCAGCCUUCAGAACCCAGCCCCUAGCCAGCCACAACAGAAGCAGCAUCCCCAGAAGCAACAACCACAACGGAAAGGAUCUAAGCACCCCAGUAAAACCAAUACCACAGCCCUCCGGACCUCUGUGGCCUCCUCCCAACCUGAUAUGUCCCCCACAGCCUUGCUGGAGGUCACCCAUCCAGGCCUCCAGGGGCCAUGGAGUGGCCUAAAACCUCAGGAUGCCCGCCGGGCCUGCCACAGCUUCCGCCGCCUAGAUCAAUGUGAGCAGCAGAUCGGGCCUCAGGAAACAAAGUUCCAGCUGCUCAAUAGUGCCCAGGAACCCCUCUUCCACUGCAAUUGCACACGCCGCCUGGCACGCUUCCUGAGGCUCCACAGCCCACCUGCAAGCACUAGCAUACUUUGGGAGCUCCUAGGCACUACCUGUUUCAAGCUGGCUCCUCCAAUGGACUGUGCUGAGGGCACAUGCUGUUUCAGAGACCCUAGGGCUAUCAAGGUGUCAGCUCGGCACUUGCGGCGACUUCAGCAGAGGCGACUCCAGCUCUGGGGCACAGAUGAGGGGCAGGCAUGGUCUUCAAAUCACCCAAGAGCCCACAUGUCAUUCUAUGACCGGUGUCUGCAGCUGACCCAGGCAGCCUGGAGACCUGACGGGCAGCAGAAAUUCUAGAACCAGUGACCUCAGUUCCAGCUCUCCUGGGCACCAAACUGGACCUUGCCCCUGGCUCUGCUAGGCCCUGGGGGUCUUGCCCUCCUCUCCAUGUGUUAGAUUGAAGCAUGGCACAGGCCCUUGUAGACAGCCUGGAGGCUGGAUGCGGGGAAGGAAGAGCAAGGCUG